AUGCUUACAUCAUGUGAAACAUUAGAUAACAUUGUUGUAAACAAUGAAUUAAAAGUAAUAUAUGACAAUGCCUUCAACGGAUGUUAUAAAUUAUCAUCAAUUAUUCUUCCAAGUUCAUUAAAUGAGAUCAGUAAUAACGCAUUUCGAAAUUGUAUUUCAUUGAAAACAAUUUAUUUUCCACAAUUUAUUUUACAAAUUCAUUUUGAAGCAUUUUGUAAUUGUUCAUCAUUAGAUAAUAUUAUACUUCCUAACUAUUUAACUCAAAUUGAAUUUGCCUUAUUUCGAUAUUGUAGAUCAUUAACAACUAUUAUAAUUCCAAAUAGUGUCAAAACGAUUGACAUGAAUGCCUUUAGUCAUUGUACAUCAUUAACAAAUAUUACAAUACCAGAGAGUAUGACAACAAUUGGUAUAGAAACAUUUAGUUUUUGUACAUCAUUAACAAGCAUUUCAAUACCAAAUAGUGUUACAGAUAUUGGUUAUGGUGUAUUUAGUUAUUGUACAUCUUUAUUAACGAUAACAUUACCUCAAAACAUAGAGACAAUAAAUCGAGAGACAUUCAGUUAUUGCACAUCUCUAACAUAUAUUUCUCUUCCAAACAAUGUCAAUACCAUUGUAUGGAAAGCAUUUAGUCAUUGUUCAUCAUUAACAAGUAUUACCUUCCCAUCAAGUAUAUCAACCAUUCAAUUUAAUGCAUUUGAAUAUUGUUCAAAUCUAACAACAAUUGGAUUUGAAAGUAAUUAUAACAAAAUCGGAUUUGCUCUAAAUACAUUUUACAAAGUUCAAAACAAAUUAAAUAUAUAUAUUCCAGGACGAUUUAAUAUUAAUGAAACUUCAUCACGUGCAUUUCCAAAGAGGAGUCAUUUAUAUAUCACAAGUCAAACAACUUUAUCAGACAGCUGCAAACCAUUUUUUGGACAUCGAUCUGUUUAUGUUCACAACGGAAAUCCAAUUUCAAAAAUCGAUCCCAUCACACUUGAUGUUAUUAAUUACAUCAAUAUUUCAGAUAUUGAUGUAACAGAUCCAAUUUUCAUGAUUAACCAACAAAAAAUAUUCAGAAGACGUUGA
Molecule: messenger RNA, 1065 nt
Organism: Trichomonas vaginalis G3
Lineage: Eukaryota; Parabasalia; Trichomonadida; Trichomonadidae
Product: surface antigen family
Exons: 1
Coding region: 1-1065 (354 amino acids)
Source: RefSeq, a predicted model, not a curated record